CCUGUCAGCCUGCCUUUCCAGCUAAUUAGCUCAGCAUACAACAAAGAUAAGCGAGCCAGGGAGGAGGACCCCCUGAAGGGUCUUUUGAAUCUGGGCAAUGUCUGAUUGGCAGAUGCUGAAAGAGAUUCCUGGCUAAUCCAGUUCAUCAAUGAACUGCAUAAAUUCAGUACAGGACUGGAAGAAUUUAGGCAUGAGGACACUUUGUGGCUGCCGUCUGGAAGAGGCAGACCAAGAUGGACAGAACCUUGGAAUCUCUACAACAUAUAAUUUCCCAAGUCCUGCCUCACAGAGACCCUGCACUUGCAUUCAAAGACUUGAAUGUUGUGGCGAUGCUGCAGGAAUUUUGGGAGAGUAAACAGAAACAGAAGGGUGUGUUUUCAAGUGAAGGCACUGUGGUAUACGAAUCACUGAAUUCACCUGGGCCUCCAUUUGUGAGUUAUGUCACCCUGCCUGGAGGAAGCUGCUUUGGUAACUUUCAGUACUGCUUGAGCAGGGCAGAGGCAAGACGAGAUGCUGCAAAAGUAGCUCUGAUAAAUUCUCUCUUCAAUGAAUUGCCUUGUCGCAGGAUCACAAAGGAGUUCAUUAUGGAAAGUGUUCAGGAAGCUGUUUCCUCAACCAGUGGUUCUUUACAUGAUGCGGAUGACCCAAGUACAAGCAUCGGAGCUUAUCAUUACAUGCUGGAGUCCAACAUGGGGAAAACAAUGCUGGAAUUUCAGGAACUGAUGAUUGUCUUUCAACUACUGCAUUGGAACGGAAGCCUCAAAGCCCUACGUGAAACAAAGUGCUCUCGGCAAGAAGUGAUUUCCUACUAUUCCCAGUACAGUUUAGAUGAAAGAAUGAGAAGCCACAUGGCCCUGGACUGGCUGAUGAAGGAGCAAGAAACUCCAGGCAUUAUUUCCCAAGAGCUGCAAGUGGCCCUCAGAGAGCUGGAAGAAACAAGGAAAGCUGGACAGGAGCUGCGGUUUUACAAGGAAAAAAAGGAAAUCCUGGGUUUAGCACUGAGUCAGCUCUACAGCGAUCAUGCUGUGACUUCUUCGAAUGACGAUCAUAUGAGUCUAGCCCUAAGUGGGUUUCGCUAG
Molecule: messenger RNA, 1079 nt
Organism: Euleptes europaea (tarantolino)
Lineage: Eukaryota; Metazoa; Chordata; Lepidosauria; Squamata; Sphaerodactylidae
Gene: LIX1
Product: limb and CNS expressed 1
Exons: 6
Coding region: 234-1079 (281 amino acids)
Biological process (GO): autophagosome maturation
Cellular component (GO): cytoplasm
Source: RefSeq, a predicted model, not a curated record